Molecule: messenger RNA, 1627 nt
Organism: Suillus paluster
Lineage: Eukaryota; Fungi; Basidiomycota; Agaricomycetes; Boletales; Suillaceae
Product: WD40-repeat-containing domain protein
Exons: 7
Coding region: 120-1412 (430 amino acids)
Biological process (GO): cellular response to amino acid starvation; positive regulation of TORC1 signaling
Cellular component (GO): nuclear pore outer ring; Seh1-associated complex
Molecular function (GO): structural molecule activity; protein binding
Source: RefSeq, a predicted model, not a curated record
GCCACAAGCUUUUUUGGACACCAACACUUGAAUGGCAAGUUGAACAAUAUUACUGCUACAUCAGCGCGUAAUUGAAUUCCUCCACCCCACUCGACUUUUGCGACUGACUUGGGAGAACCAUGAUACAAACUGGUCUCAUUCAGAGCGCGCACAAUGAUCUUAUGACAGACGUAGCCUAUGAUUUCUACGGGCUUCGCUUGGCUACUUGCAGUCUCGAUCAGAGAAUCAAAGUUUGGCAACUCAAUGAGAGUAAUGGAAAUUGGAACGUCGAAGACGACUGGAAGGCUCACGACGCUACCGUCUCCAAAAUAAGCUGGGCUCACCCAGAAUUUGGGACCAUACUCGCAUCAGCCUCUUUUGACCGUACGGUCAAGAUUUGGGAGCAAACCAGCUUUACAUCCACAACUGACUCCCAACCGAAUGGUGCUAACGCCGGGUCCUCCCAGGCUGCUUCCUGUGGUUCGUCAAGAUGGAUGGAAAGAGCUGUAUUGGUGGAUGCAAGAGGCACCAUCCGUGCAGUCGAAUUUGCCCCUCAUCAUUUUGGGUUGAAGUUGGCAACUGUCUCUUCCGAUAAUAACGUUCGCGUCUACGAGUGCUUGGAACAAUCAUCGCUAGCCACAUGGCAGCUUUCAGAGGAAGUCGAUGUCUCAACGCUCCCAUCUGUAUCACUAUCGUCGUCGUACUCUGUGGCGUUUGCGACACCCACACAAACGAGCGCCACUCUUGAGGGUGCAUCUGCAACCCUUGUCGCUCAAGCUUUGCAACAAUCGCAGAACCCAGCCCCUCAGGGACGACCCGGGAUGGGCAAUCGAGAAGCAGAUGGGGGGUGGUGCAUAUCAUGGUGUAAGGAUAGAUAUUGGGGGGAGAUCAUCGCGGCUGGUUGUGGGAUAUCUGGUGCCAUCAAAAUCAUACAACUAUCACCCUCUCGUCGACCUACGACUCUCCUCACUUUAGACCCAUCUCCUUCACCAGCGGGGUUGCCUGCUGAGGCAGGAACCUUACCUGCAGGCGACGGAGAUACUCCAACACCAUUUGCGAUUACGUCGGUGGCGUGGGCGCCCUCAUGUGGGCGAUCGUAUCACCUUAUAGCCACUGGAGGUCGUGAUGGACACGUCAGGAUAUGGCGAGUUAAGCCUGCAGAAGAAGAACCCGACAUCGAAGGAGAAGGCGGCGAUCCUAAAUGGUCGGCAGCAAUAGUAGCAGAUUUCGACCAUCACAAGUCGGCAGUUGGUCGUGUUGAGUGGAAUAUCACAGGGACCGUAUUGUCUUCCGCUGGGAACGAUGGUCGUGUACGAUUGUGGAAAGCAACCAUUGGUAAUGUCUGGAGACCUGCUGGGAGCAUUGGGGUCGAGCAAUCGGAAGAUGCUCAAGAUGCUGAUAUCAGGAUGGACGAAAAUGCAGUUGCUGAAUAGGUCGUUUGUAUAUAGUGCUCGGCAGGCUAUUGAUGCUCUUUUACUAAUCUUGCCCACCAUGAUAUUCCUUUCCGGUGAACGCAAGGUGAACGAACCAGGUGAUGAGUCCACACGGCAAGCCGCGCGGACCGAGUUGAAGCGUUCAUACACGCUCUAACUUCUCAUGAUGUUUUUGUAGUCCAAUUAGAUUUCAACAUUUCUCUGGCGUCCAGUUA